AUGGCUUCCGUGAAGAGCAUGAUCGCCGCGGGCCUCCUCGCUGCACCUUGCGCCGACGCCUUUGUGGCACCGGGUGCGUCCCACACCGCCACCAGCCUUCGAGGCUCAACAGCUGUGAAGGCUGAGUCUAGCUUCAGCACCUACUCGGCGCUUGCCGCAACUGCCACGACGGGUGCUGCUGUGAUGAGCUUUGUGGGCAUGAAGAAGCCGACUGCCCGCAACACCGUGGCUUGCAAGUUCAGAUUGGCGAUGAUGGGAGCCCUCGGAAUGCUGACGCAGAGCUUGGUGCAGCUGCCCGGCAUGGAGGGCGUGCCGAAGGACAUUUCGGCCUUCAGCACAGGUGCCGGCCAAACGGGUUUCCUUAUCACCAUCGCCAUCAUCGCAGUGUUGGAGGCGGCUGUCUUCGUCCAGGACGACAGCAAAGAGCCAGGUAACUUUGGCAAUCCCCUGCCUUUGGUUGGGGAUGACUACUCGGCUGAGAUGAUCGCCAUGUUCGCGGCCCUCGGGCAGAUCGCCGCCGGCCUCUACACGGGCAAAUCCGCCAUUGAGCAAUUCGGUCUUUGA
Molecule: messenger RNA, 564 nt
Organism: Symbiodinium sp. CCMP2592
Lineage: Eukaryota; Dinophyceae; Suessiales; Symbiodiniaceae
Source: the annotation of a GenBank genome assembly